AUGAUGUCAUCCCAGCCAACAACCCAGCCCCGAAUGUAUGAAACCAUCCUCAGUCCUUAUCCACCAAACGACGUCAUGGCUCCCAGGUCUCAACAAACCACGGGUUUCACACACCUGGGAAACCAAGCUCAGGGUGGUCAGCCUUCCCUCUUCGGGUCUCCAAGAAUCAUCACCAACAGUCAGCAAGACCAGGGAAACACACAGGUGGUAAUCCCAGCUACAGAAACAGCAACCAUAAACUUCGCAGAAGAAGCAAAGAUAUUAGGGGCAAUCCAGAUCAUGAUUGAAUUGAUGCACAUUGGUUUUGGAAUUAUUUUAGGUUUCAUGAACGUCGUUUAUAGACAAGUUUUGGGAUUUGCUUCCUUUGCUUUUAUUAGUGGAUAUCCAUUCUGGGGUGGCAUCUCUGUGAUUCAUUACUACUGUUCUCUCUCUAUACUGGCGUCCAAGAAACUUUCUCCUAGUCUGAUCAAAAGCAGCUUAGGAAUGAACAUUGUCAGUGCUUUCUUUGCCUUCAUUGGAGUGAUUCUGCUGUUGAUAGACGUGAGCAUCAAUGGCCUACCCAACCAAGACUACUGGGCAGUCGUAAGUGGAGAGCAAAUUGCAGCCAUGCUGAUUAUCUUCUCUCUCUUGGAGUUCUGCACAAAUUGUACUACAGCCUAUUUUGCCAAACGAGCAAUCACCAAAACCAACAGGCCUGUCCUGGUUAUUUCCAGUAUGUAUACAGCCAGCUCCAUGGUACCAGGGUUUUCCUCAGCUCCUCCCAGAAGGGAUGGCGACCUCACUAAUGCCACUUAA
Callorhinus ursinus (northern fur seal) is the source of this 795-nucleotide messenger RNA. RefSeq names its product membrane spanning 4-domains A12 (gene MS4A12). NCBI's taxonomy places the organism in Eukaryota, Metazoa, Chordata, Mammalia, Carnivora, Otariidae. Gene Ontology annotation, cellular component: plasma membrane. Gene Ontology annotation, biological process: cell surface receptor signaling pathway. The record is from RefSeq and is a predicted model, not a curated record.